AUGUCGCCUUCGUCUCAGAGUCAUGGCUACACGACCAGCCGAGAUGGAAAAGGUCCCCACACUUGGAGCAAACCUUUGCCCGGCAAUGAGGACAAACACAAUAUCCUAACCGUGCCUCCGAGCUCUUUGGGGGGAUCCAUCGGCCACACCUCGCCCGAGGACAAUACAAGCGCUCUAAAGCAGGGAUACUGUUCUCCUCCCACCGAAUGA
Molecule: messenger RNA, 210 nt
Organism: Penicillium crustosum
Lineage: Eukaryota; Fungi; Ascomycota; Eurotiomycetes; Eurotiales; Aspergillaceae
Exons: 1
Coding region: 1-210 (69 amino acids)
Source: RefSeq, a predicted model, not a curated record